AUGGGCUCCGACGCAGCUUGGCAGUCGUGCAGGAGUGAGAUCUUGUCGACGACGAUUGCGCUUGGUCCACCUGCGCUCUGGAUCAUGAUCAACCCAGAUGAUCUUCACGAUCUGCUCGCGCAGGUGUUCGCUGGGGUAGAGAUCGACUUGGAUGCGUUUUGCGCCUUAUGCGGGCCCACACCGAAAGAGAGGGAUCAGAACGUCACAGGCGAUCCGUACGCCGCAGCCAUGUUCUUUCAUUUCUUGGUGCAGACAUGCUUCACGGCGCUCUUUGGUACCGAGGUCUUGUCAGGAGGGAGGAUCAAGUCGGAGGAGGGGUUCUUCGGAUACGUCUCCGGAUACUAUGCGACGGUCGAGGCACACAAACCCAGCGAGGAUAACUUCAAGGAGGUGUGCGAUACGACACUGCGCAAUGUCGGGCGCACAAAGCAGCUGUACAAAUCCAUCAUAGCGCACUGCCUCUGCAUAGACUAG
This is a messenger RNA of Peniophora sp. CBMAI 1063, 474 nucleotides long. The record is from the annotation of a GenBank genome assembly. NCBI's taxonomy places the organism in Eukaryota, Fungi, Basidiomycota, Agaricomycetes, Russulales, Peniophoraceae.